GUUCCAUAGAGGUCACCAUGACACUACAACGAGUCUUUCCGGUAACUCGACUAUCUUAUUUAUCAUCAUUCUCCAAGCUUGCCGGGCAGAAAGCUCUUUUCGGUACGUCAGGUCAGAUGAACCUGCGUCAACGACCACUACGCCGACAAACAAGCCGUAUUUCCAACCAAGCACAGCAAGUCAGUCCUGCAACUUCACCAAUUGCAGUCACGCCAACCCCAAGUUCGAACGUGAAGACUGAGGAACCCGGAAGCCAGCCAUCUGCUCAGGAGAUUAUCGUGUCAGGCUUUUCUCUCCAUGAGAGUACCUCGAAACCACGAAAGGCCAAGCCGCGAGGACCAUUGCCUAAGGGAAUCAAGCCCUAUCAGCAGGUUUUAGUAGAGAGUGAGUCCAUCUGCUUCAAGCAUGGCUCAACUUCGCCAGUCGAUGUGCCGAAAGAAGACAGACCUGCUCUUGCAGCAGCCGAAAAGUUCUUUGAAGAACGAUACCAAAUACUCUACUCUGCCGAAAACCUUCAUGACCACCCCCAAAACGACCACAUCCCGGAAAUUGUUGUACUGGGUGCCUCCAAUGCUGGAAAAUCAUCUUUCCUCAAUGCUCUUCUCGGUGAUCGGGAAAUAGCCAAGGUGAGCCACAAGCCAGGCAAGACUACAACGAUGAAUGCGUAUGGUGUUGGGCCACGUCCCAAGAUUGCCAAGGAGCUCAUUCGCAAAGGUGAUUCACCGCCAAAGCACAGUCUGGUGCUUAUGGACACCCCAGGUUACGGAUUUAAAAGUCAAGAGAACUGGGGAAAGACUAUCCUGAAGUAUCUCAACGUCAGGAACAUGCUUCGUGGCGCAGUGAUCUUGAUACCGGCCGACAAGAAGCUCCAAGAAACGGAUAGAUGGAUGCUCAGAACACUUGCUCAAUCUAACACUCGAACAUUGGUUGUCAUCACCAAAGCGGAUAAGCCUGGGAAGGAGUGGCAAGAUGCAUGUCACAGGCUUCAUACUCAGAUCGAAGCCAUCAUGGGCGGUCUAGAGGCCCGAUCAGCUGCCACUUGGAGGGAAGGGCCCGGGCGUAUGCUCGAUAUUUAUGCCACAGCCUCCAAAAUUGCCUUCGUAUCCCGCCGGCUUGGUAAUGGAGGUGGUAUUGGGGGUGUAAGACUUGCAAUACUGGAGAUGGCUGGCUUUUCUCUGGGAGACAAGAUCGAAAAGCAGCCCGAGACAAAGGCUUAUACUGGGAAGGUCGUCUCUUUUGAUGAUAUCGUCUGGAAAUCAUGA
Molecule: messenger RNA, 1262 nt
Organism: Fusarium oxysporum Fo47
Lineage: Eukaryota; Fungi; Ascomycota; Sordariomycetes; Hypocreales; Nectriaceae
Product: translation initiation/elongation factor MRX8
Exons: 1
Coding region: 18-1262 (414 amino acids)
Cellular component (GO): mitochondrion
Molecular function (GO): GTP binding
Source: RefSeq, a predicted model, not a curated record